AAUAAAUGCGAAUCAUCCUUCAAAAUGCGCCGCAACGUGGUUCCACUGAUGCCAAAAUGCUGAGCGCGGUGACGAUACGACACCUUUGGGUUCUGGGCAACGCUGUCUCUCACCACUUCAACCAAUUCAUUGGAAAAUCUUGGUCGUUGAUGAACGAAAAUUCGACACAAAAUGACGGAUAGUGUUGUCAGACGGUGCCUGUUUGCCACGAUAUUUUCGACGAUCUGCACGUUGCGUUAACACAACUGAACGACGAUUUUCAGUGUACAUUGUGACUAUUUCGGCGCGUUGUUUCGGUGUAAAGCGAUUCAUGACUAAAAUUGUAGUAAAUU
Messenger RNA from Acanthoscelides obtectus, 332 nucleotides. The record is from the annotation of a GenBank genome assembly. Lineage: Eukaryota; Metazoa; Arthropoda; Insecta; Coleoptera; Chrysomelidae.